AUGAUGAACAAACUUUUACUGACGCUUGGUUUGGUGUGGUGUCUGAUCUCUUUGGGGCAGGCAAGACAGGAAAAAACGGUGGAAGAAUGUGAAAAAAAUAUUCCAGCCUCGCUAAGGGACCGAGUUUGCGAACUGCGCCAAUACACACCGGUUAACAGCGAUGAUAUGGAUAAGCACAUGCAGUGCAUUCUGGAAGUUGUUGGGUUUGUUAACGAAAAUGGUGGAGUUAAGGAAAGUGAGCUGCUGACACUGCUACAAACUGUUGACAGUACGGUUGCUCAUCCCGCGAACAUUAAAAAGUGUGUAACGCAAGCAUCCAACGUUGGCAAUGCGAAGAAGGCAAACACCUUCUACACGUGCUUUCUGGGCACAAGUUCAUCGACCAGCUUUAAGAAUGCAGUUGACUAUAACGAGCUUUUGAAGGCCGGUAAGCUACAGAAGGGUGCACCGUUUGAUGCGAGUGUUGUUGCAGCGAAGGUCAAGGAAAUUGAUGACGGUUUAUGCAAUUAA
Molecule: messenger RNA, 510 nt
Organism: Anopheles maculipalpis
Lineage: Eukaryota; Metazoa; Arthropoda; Insecta; Diptera; Culicidae
Product: 37 kDa salivary gland allergen Aed a 2-like
Exons: 3
Coding region: 1-510 (169 amino acids)
Biological process (GO): sensory perception of smell
Molecular function (GO): odorant binding
Source: RefSeq, a predicted model, not a curated record